Exophiala xenobiotica is the source of this 2238-nucleotide messenger RNA. RefSeq lists its product as uncharacterized. Gene Ontology annotation, biological process: magnesium ion homeostasis. Gene Ontology annotation, cellular component: intracellular membrane-bounded organelle. The transcript has 3 exons. The coding region runs from base 1 to 2238 and encodes 745 amino acids. The record is from RefSeq and is a predicted model, not a curated record. NCBI's taxonomy places the organism in Eukaryota, Fungi, Ascomycota, Eurotiomycetes, Chaetothyriales, Herpotrichiellaceae.
AUGGCGGCACGAGCCCCGAACUCCUAUCUGGCUACCCGGCCCACGAUCUUGGGUCUCGCUAAGGUCCUAGUCCUCUCGCUCGCGCAGGUACCCUUCGUUCGAGCUGCUCCUAUUCACGCCUCACGUUUGUUCUUCGCGGCCGACGACGAGGAGGGAAAAGACCCCAGUGAUCCUUCACUAUGGAUAUACCUCAGUGUUGCGGCAGCGCUGGUGCUGCUCGGUGGAGCAUUCGCCGGAUUGACCAUUGCGUUGAUGGGACAGGACGAGAUAUACCUGCGAGUCAUCCGCGAUUCCGGCGAAGGUGCUGAGAAGAAGCACGCUACCAAAGUACUGAAUUUGUUGCAAAAAGGAAAACACUGGGUGCUUGUCACGCUGCUACUGAGCAAUGUCAUCACAAACGAAACCCUGCCCAUCGUUCUGGACCGUUCGCUGGGAGGAGGAUGGCCGGCUGUUCUAGGAUCGACAGUUCUCAUCGUGAUCUUUGGCGAGAUUGCACCACAGUCGGUCUGCGUCCGCUACGGCCUACCCAUCGGUUCCUGGAUGGCGCCAUUCGUCCUCAUCCUCAUGUACAUCCUUGCACCCAUCGCGUGGCCGACUGCAAAACUACUCGAUUAUCUACUCGGAGAAGACCAUGGCACGGUAUACAAGAAGACGGGCCUGAAAUCAUUGGUUUCUUUACACAGAAAUUUGGGCGAACCUGGACAGCAGCUCAAUGCUGAUGAAGUCACCAUCAUCAGUGCUGUGCUAGAUCUUAAAGAGAAGCCGGUCGGCAGUAUCAUGACACCGAUGGACGAUGUCUUCACUCUGUCACUUGACGAUGUUCUCGACGAGGCCACCAUGGACGACAUUCUUUCUCGGGGUUAUUCUAGAAUCCCGAUCCACCAUCCAGACAACGAUUCAAAUUUUAUCGGCAUGUUGUUGGUCAAGAUGCUCAUCACCUACGACCCGGAAGAUGCCAAACCCGUCCGAGACUUUGCCUUGGCUACCCUGCCAGAAACUCGACCUGACACGAGCUGCUUGGACAUUGUCAACUUCUUCCAGGAAGGCAAAUCUCACAUGGUGCUGGUGUCUGAGUAUCCAGGAGACGAUCAUGGUGCCCUCGGUGUCGUCACUCUCGAAGACGUCAUUGAGGAGCUCAUUGGCGAGGAAAUUGUGGACGAAUCUGAUGUCUUUGUUGAUGUGCACAAAGCCAUCAGACGAGCAAUGCCGGCACCUACACGCCGCAUUCCGAAGUCUUACUUUGUUUCUGAGCCGCCCACAGCAAAUGGCGCAGCUGCGGAUUUGGUAAACAUUGGCGAAGGCGAAACUUUGGAAGCUUCCGAGCUGCAAAGGGCCAAGACCGCCGACAAUUCACAAAUGUCGAAAAUCCUCCAGAACGUUCGUCGUAGAUCGAGUGCCGGAAACAGUCUCACUGGGGAUCCCAAGACAGGCCCGAGAGGGCCGAGACUGAGUACAGAUGAUGCAAUCAAAGAACAACUUAGACACCUGGGUCACUUGGGUCCAUCCAAUCUUGCGAGUCGACCGAGGUCAACACGAUACACCACAGUCAAAAUCAAACCUGGCACAGAUACAACGCCGAAGCAAGAUGUCAUUGAUGGUCGAGCGACACCCUCUCGAAGGGUUUCAGACGCGGCUUCUAGCUUGCACGCUGGCAUCGGAGAGGGUGUGGUGAAGUCGGGAGGUAAAGAGGCCAGCGAUGGUGUCCAAGCUUUGCACCAAGGCUAUGGGACUAUUUCCGAUUCGCCGACUGGACGACCAGCCAGCCGCACUAAGGGAACACAAGUUGAUCUUGCAGGAAGCUCCAGUCCGACACGAAAUGGCGAAGGCACGAAUAAUGGCCACGAUACAUCCAGACCUGUAGCACGAACAUUUGAAAGUCACAGUACCAUUCGCAGUCUACCUGGCUCAAGAUCUCGGUCGAAGAGCCCCUUCUACAAGUCCAAGGGCCCUGCGAGAAGUGGUAGCAUUACUGAAAAUAUUAUUGAUGCUAAUGGGUUCCGCAAAGUCGUAUUGGAGACGACAUCCAGCAGCGAGUCCAACGAGGAGGAAGUCAACGGUGGCGGCAACAAAGGUCAUGCACCGACCGCUGACGGCGAGGAAUCUGGUGUCAAGCUUCGAGGAGGUCUCGAAGACCACAACCAACAUAGUGAGACAGGGAAAAAGAAAAAGCGCCGAAGACGGAAGCAGAAGCAUGGAAAGGGAGAACAUGAGCCAUUGUUGGCAGACAAACAAAGCUAG